GCGGUCCGUUGCCUGGGCGACGCAGGAGACGCGGUCAUGUCGGAGGGGCUGCUGGCGCUGGCACGGCUGCUAGCCCCGGAGCGCGAGGAGGAAGACGACGACGACGGCCAGGCGGAGGGGCUGGGCUCGACCACGAGCCGCGCCGGGCCAGGGAGCAUCGGAGCCCUGCCGAGAGCCGCAUCCGCUGCGGCCCCUACUCAAGUGAAACCUGGGAUUAGCAAAGAGAUCUGGAGGGCAGAGGAGGUGCCAGAAGGAUCCGAGGCUGAUGACACCUGGGACUCAAGGGAGCAGCCCGAAUAUGAAAUUUUGUUCAAGCAGCACGUGGGGGCCGAGGACAUCUUCCUGGGAAUGAGCAGAAAGGAUCCUUCCACAGCCUGUUGUGAAGAUAUGCUGCCCUACAGCCUGAGCGCGCAGGGCGCCAUGCCCAACUGGAUUACAGGGGCUCUGUGGUACCAGAGCUGUGCCUCUUUACUCUGGAGAAGGAGCCACAGAAGAGGAGCUCUGUUGAGAUCACGGCCUGCUUGGGCACAGAAUGGCCCAUAGCCUGGAACCCUGUCUAGAAUCCACAACCCCCUUGGACACAAGAAAAGCCUGAACACCUUUGCAAGGCCUGAGAGUGGGCAUUUCUGCAGUCUUUGGACUGUGGAGUAACCAAUUAAUGUCUCAUCAUCCCCGUUGCUUUAAAAAGAAGAAGAAGAAUCUUAGUUUAAAUAGAGGUGCCCAGGGGAACACGAUCAGGCAGGCAAAUUAAAGGCAGAGAUUAAUAUACAAGACAGCAAAAAACAAUAAGAGAUUAAAACUGAGGGAGAAGGUUAAUUCUAAUUAGAGACAGGCAAUCCUAUGACAUGCACAGGACCUUAAAGAAAUCUUGGCCAAGGCCAUUAAAGCUGCAGGGAUAGGAAUCCUCAGCUCUGGGACUUCUGGGGUAUAUCCUGAUGUGAGGAUUUCAGCCAUGAGCCCACUGUAAGAAGAGCCCCGCUGUGCUGAAUCAGGCCAAGGCCCCAUCCAGACCAGCAUCCAUUUGGGAAGCUCUCAAGCAGGGGAAAGAGGGCAAUUGUCCCCAGUGCCUGGUACUCAUGGACCUGUCCCUUCUGAUCCUGAUUGACCAAUACAGCUAUCAAGGCUAGUAGAUCUUGAUAGCCCUAUUCUCCAUGAAUUGGUCCAGUCAAGGCACCGGCCCCUGUUUCCAGGGUUAUCUGUACAUACUGCAGGCCUCUCAAGAGCUCAAUUUGAAGGGUGACCUGGCAGCUCCAGAAGGUCCACUCUAGCAGUUUUCAACAGCCUAGGACCCCUUCACAAGAGUUGACCCUUUUAGGAGCAGAUUUGAGAAAAGAGUGGUGCAUGUCUGUAUUGUGAGCAGAAGCCAGUGAUUAUGGCCAUCAUCUGUGGCCAAGAUGGGAACUAUAGAGCAAGUACGCCCUGGGGCAUUAAGUGCACAGGUGAGUGGAUCUUCCUGUCAAUGGCAAGAUUCCCGGAUUGGUGAAGAAUGCCAGAGGAGCCCAUCCAGCUGCCUGCUGGGAGCACUUUCCUCCCCCUGCAAUUAAUAUCCAGAAGCGUCGUCUUACAUGGGGCGUUCUACAGUCCUCCACUAUUGGGGGCUGAUUUUCUUGAUGUUAGAAGAUUAACAUCUGAGUUCUUUAACAACUCCUGGGGAAUGCCUUCUGGGCCUCAGGAUGUGUUUUUUUAAAUUUGCCCAUUAGAUGUUAAACUUCAUCUCUAUUUGACACCGCUCUUUGGACGCCCUCCCCUCUCGCUCCACAAAAGCAGUUUAGGAGCCGAUAUCUGUGCAGCAUCUCCCGCAGUGAAGAUAGCCACAAUAAAUCUACACUGCUUCUCUCCCAUCAAAGCACCUGACAUUGCUUCUACAUUCAGCUACUCUUGGCAGGGAAUUUGGAGGGAGGGUAGAUUGGGCUGUUGCUGCUCUUUCACCUGCGGGUUCCUUCUGUAUCAUCCCCCACUUCACACCCCCAUCACUCCUCCAGGAAUCCUCCAAGGGACCAGACACUGAAAUUCUUCUCUGUUGUACAUAAGAAAGCAGCCCCACCCCCCAGCACAUAAGCCUUCCCAUCCUUCCCUUCAAAUUAGCAGC
Messenger RNA from Hemicordylus capensis (graceful crag lizard), 2089 nucleotides. It is a transcript of the gene DNAAF6, whose product is annotated as dynein axonemal assembly factor 6. Bases 37 to 543 code for a protein of 168 amino acids. NCBI's taxonomy places the organism in Eukaryota, Metazoa, Chordata, Lepidosauria, Squamata, Cordylidae. Gene Ontology annotation, biological process: flagellated sperm motility; axonemal dynein complex assembly. The transcript is spliced from 5 exons. Gene Ontology annotation, cellular component: cytoplasm. Gene Ontology annotation, molecular function: protein-folding chaperone binding; dynein intermediate chain binding. The record is from RefSeq and is a predicted model, not a curated record.